Effrenium voratum is the source of this 1089-nucleotide messenger RNA. NCBI's taxonomy places the organism in Eukaryota, Dinophyceae, Suessiales, Symbiodiniaceae. The record is from the annotation of a GenBank genome assembly.
AUGGUGGUGGUGGUGGACUGCGGCAGCUGCAUGUGCAAGGCCGGCUUCGCCGGGGACGCGGCGCCCCGCGCCGUUUUCCCCUCCGUGGUGGAGCGGCCCCGGCCGGGGGUCAUGGCAGGCGCCCUGGCGGGCCGGACCCGUGACCAAGCAGACCGCCAGCGGCGGCGCUACGUGUUUCCCAUCCAAAAGGGCCUCGUGAUAAGCUGGGAUUACGUGGAGCGGCUCUGGCACCACCUGUUCUACAACGAGCUGCUGGUGGCUCCGGAGGAGCAUCCCGUGCUUCUGACGGAGGCCCCGGUGACGCCCAAGGCGGACCGGGAGCGCACCACGCAGAUCAUGUUCGAGACCUUCGACCUGCCCGCGCUGUACGUCGCCUGCGCCUCGGUGCUGUCGCUCUAUGCCUCGGGGCGGCUGACGGGGCUGGUGGUGGAGUGCGGCCACGAGGUGAGCCACGCGGUGCCCGUGUGGGAGGGCUACGUCCUGUCGCACGCGGUGUGUCGGCUGGAGGUGGGGGGCGGGGACGUGACGGAGUAUCUCGGCAAGCUUCUCAAGGAGCGGGGGUACAACCUGACCACGCCAGCGGAGCGCGAGAUUGUCCGCGACAUCAAGGAGGCGAUGUGCUACGUCGCCCUAGACUUUGGCCACGAGCAGAGGGUGGCCGACUCGAGCUUUUUGGAGCGACACUUCGAGCUGCCGCAGGGCGACGUCCUCACCCUGGGCAGCGAGCGUUUUCGGUGCCCCGAGGCGAUGUUCCGGCCGGACCUGCUGGGCCUCGAGGUGGCCGGACUUCACGACACGGUGUUUCAGUCCCUCAUGAAAUGCGACGCCGAUGUUCGGCCCAGCCUUUACGACAACGUGGUUCUCUCAGGCGGGGCCAGUCUGGUGCCGGGCUUCCGGGAGCGCCUGGCGAAGGAGCUCUCGGAGAUGGCCUCUGUGCCGAUCUCGGUGGCGGCGCCGCCGGAGCGGAGGUACGGCGCCUGGCUGGGGGGCGCCCUGAUCACGGCGCAGCCGGCCUUCGGGCGGAUGUGGAUCUCCAAGGCGGACUACGACGCAGCAGGUCCUGAGAUUGUCCACGUGAAGUGCAUCUAG